Molecule: messenger RNA, 2237 nt
Organism: Mercenaria mercenaria
Lineage: Eukaryota; Metazoa; Mollusca; Bivalvia; Venerida; Veneridae
Product: alpha-(1,3)-fucosyltransferase fut-3-like
Exons: 2
Coding region: 69-1181 (370 amino acids)
Cellular component (GO): membrane
Molecular function (GO): alpha-(1->3)-fucosyltransferase activity
Source: RefSeq, a predicted model, not a curated record
GGCAAACAAUAGUUUGAUAAAAUGCUUGCUAGUUUGUACGACAAUUAAAUGAUAGGAAAGAUUUUGCAAUGCGGUUUUACAGAAGAUAUAAAAGCGGCUUCAAAUGCUUCUUUGUGUGUCUGUUCUCAUAUUGUUUGAUAUAUAUAAUACGGAUAUUUAUGUCUUCCAGUGAUGAAAAUAAGCCGUCUGUUACUUAUUUCUUGGAAAGAAAUGUUAACAAAAACGUUUCAAAGAAAAUUCUAAUUUGGACACCUUUUCUGUCGGACACAAUUAUAGAAUAUUUUGAAAAAUGUCAGUCAAACUGUAAAGAUACGUGCAAGUGUACUUUUACAGUAAAUAAGAGUGAAAUUACUACUGCAGACGCCGUUAUAUUUCAAAAUUAUGAUCUUUUUCCAAGGUCAGUUAAUUGGGAAAUUGGAACAAAAACAACAGUAUCAUUUCCAGCUUACCGUCGACCUGAUCAAGUUUGGAUUCUUUUCAACAUGGAACCACCAAGCAAUAUGUUUUGGGAUCCGGCGAUCUUAAAUGGAGUGUUCAACUGGACUGCAUGGUAUAGACAAGAUGCUACUCUCAUGUGGCUGUAUGGCCACAAGUACACGCUGAAUUAUUCAGAAAGUAAUGAUGCCAGGGAACUAUCUGGAAACACAAACUUUUAUCAAGAGAAAACAAGAGAAGUAGCUGGGAUGAUAUCUAAUUGUAAAGAUCAAGCUGAAAGGUAUAAACUAGUUCAUAAAAUGCAAAAAUAUGUAACUGUAGAUAUGUACGGUGGAUGCUAUGAUAGACCUUGUGAAAAUGUCAUGAAAACCGAGAAUAAAAGUUGUGAUGAGAUUCUAAAACAAUAUAAAUUCUACCUGGCUUUUGAAAACUCAUUGUGUAAUGAUUAUGUUACAGAAAAAUACUGGAAUGCUUUAAAUCGGGAACAGAUUCCUAUAGUUAACUGGAAGAAUAUAAGUGAAAAUAUCGUCAUACCAAGGUCGUAUAUAAAUGUUUACGACUUCAAAGACAUAAAAUCUUUGACAAAAUAUGUGAAAAAAGUGAGUUCAAAUGCAACUUUAUAUAAUAGUUAUUUUCAGUGGAAGACAAAAUACAAAGACAAAGGGACGUGCAUUUCCUUUGAACUGUGUCAGUUACUCAGUCGCAACAGUUAUCAGAGGCAGGUUUAUUCUGGCUUCUCCAACUAGAUCAGGGACGAUAUAUGUCCUAAAGUAACCAUUGUGAACAAAAUGAUAAGAGAUAGAAACUGGUGGUUGUUUCAGAAACUUGGGCUAGAUAUAUCGUUCUUGUAGCUAUGUAGAUGAUACACGUGCAGUUGAUGUAAAGCAUAAUAGUGUGGACACCUAUUCAUUAAAGCGGGGUGAUUCAGAUCGUUGACUUCAAUGCACUUGACAUUUGCGUCUUCUUCAUGUCGGCAUAUGGAGAAGCCAUCCAGCAUGCUUGAGGAAGCCGUUUGUUCUAUCCAGGUUAUAGCCUAUGACUGAAAUUAUUCCAAUAGGGGCUCUCAAAGUCUCCUUCGUUGACUGAACAAGACAAUACUAGUAUUUGGUUUUGAUUGCAAUUUAUCAUACAAACCCCUAUUAUAACGUGAUCCCCGCGCAAAGACUAGGACGGGUCCAUUACAUGAUGAUAGAUGUAAAAACAAUUCAUGUUCCUUGUGCAAUACUUUCUAUUAUUACAUACAAACGUAUCCCGUAUAAGCAUGAUCUUAAUGUCAAGUGCAAUCAGUUUCAAACAAUGCUGAAAUCUCUAGUGACAUGUCCGAAAAACGCCGAUUUUGGAGAAUUGCGAUUUUGUUUUCGUGACAUUACGAUAAAAUUUUAGUAUAUCCUGCACGAAACAUAAAAAACCGAUAGCCCAAUUAACGAAAUUCCAUAUUUUGUAAGGUUUUGGGAAAUCAUCAGCUUUUUUGUGACAGUGUAAAUCUAAUCUCUGAUAAAGAGUCUUGAAAAUUUUGAAUUUCCGUUUAUCAUUUUACAUUACCGUAGGUACGUCCGUAAUUAAAAUGAUUUUACUAUUUAUUAUCACUUAACUAUACAAAUAUUUCAAUGAUACUUUUAACUUGUGUCAAACAGGUGCAAAGAUAAACUGCAUGUAGGAUUAUCGUUGUAGCAACGAUUAAUCUUUAGUACGCUGCCUACAUAUUGUGACACUGAGCUGUAAUGGUGGCAUAGAACACGGACUUUUUAUCCUCCCUCACUUUUUAUUGUACCAAGCUCUGCAAAUAUAAGAUGUUUGUGACA